Molecule: messenger RNA, 719 nt
Organism: Drosophila grimshawi
Lineage: Eukaryota; Metazoa; Arthropoda; Insecta; Diptera; Drosophilidae
Exons: 3
Coding region: 75-719 (214 amino acids)
Source: RefSeq, a predicted model, not a curated record
ACUAAGCGUCGUAAAAGUAGAAAUACUUGAGUCAGGCAAGCGUUGCAAGACGCUGCUCCACAAUUCGCACCACAAUGCCAUCCAUGGCCAUUCUUUAUUUGCAGUCGCCAGUUGAAUGCGAUUUGAGAGACAAGAACUACUUGCUUAGCAGAAACAUGGCCUAUUGCAGUGUGACCAGCACACCACAACGGUUUGCCAACUGUUUAUCAAAUUUUCAAUUGCACGAUCUGCUCGUAUUGAGGAAGUCAUUGGAAAUGAUGAAUUACACGGAUAGCCAGAACGAGAACGUUAUCGAUGAUUACGACACAACGAAUACACCCGAACGUAUGGCCUUGAUGGCAGCCGAUAGGAGUGAUCGUGGAUCUUCAUCGAGCAUUAGCGGUCCUUCGCAGUUCUGGCAAAGUGAUCAUGCUGGUCAUUGGGUCGAGGAGAAACCAUCUAAACUGCAGACCCUGUUUCAAAUAAGCAUUACUGCAUUGGCCUUUCUCUCUUUUGGUGGCUAUCUUCUUUGCCUCAUCGUACAGGCAAUUAAGAGCAAAGGCACAACCUAUUUCCAUCCGGUGGCCACAGCGACAACAACAUCAACAAAUGGCAGUGUAAAGCGUAUUAAAAUUUACAGACGUAGUAAACGCAGCAUCAUCUUGCCCGAUGACUAUGUAACAUAUAUGAGGUCCAUACGUGGCCAGAGGAGGGAUCAUGCUUACCUGGUUGGGUCGUAG